GUGGGGUAGACAAGUCAACAGCCACUGCUCAGCUAGAUUUCUUUGGGUCUUUAGCUUUCAGGGUUGUGAUGAUCCAAAGUGAUUCAAUGGGACCCUCGAGGUUGAUCAAGAGGAGGAGCGCAGGAUCAUUAUUCAUCGAGGCGAUGCGGUUUGUGGUAUUGUCUGAAAUGUUUCUGGGCUGUUUCUCAGCUUCCAAUCAGCCUAUUUCCAAUAGGAUGGGGCACACCGUGGUUUUUCCUCUUCAAGGGAAUGUUUAUCCUCAAGGGUUUUAUUCUGUGAGUCUGCGCAUAGGCAAUCCACCUAAACCUUAUACACUUGAUAUUGACUCCGGCAGCGACCUCACUUGGCUACAGUGUGAUGCACCUUGUGUCAGUUGCACUAAGGCACCUCACCCUCCCUACAAGCCCAACAAGGGUCCUAUAACCUGUAACGACCCAAUGUGUUCUGCCCUUCACUGGCCUUCAAAGCCACCAUGCAAGGCUUCUCACGAACAAUGCGACUAUGAGGUUAGCUAUGCGGAUCAUGGUUCAUCUCUUGGGGUUCUGGUCCAUGACAUCUUCAGCUUACAACUCACCAAUGGUACUCUUGCUGCCCCCCGCCUGGCUUUUGGAUGCGGAUAUGAUCAAAGCUAUCCCGGACCAAAUGCUCCUCCUUUUGUGGAUGGAGUGCUGGGUCUUGGCUAUGGCAAAUCCAGCAUUGUUACACAGCUACGCAGCCUGGGUCUGAUUCGGAGCAUAGUGGGGCACUGUUUAAGUGGUCAAGGAGGAGGGUUUCUGUUCCUUGGAGACGGUCUUUCCACUACUCCAGGAAUCAUCUGGACUCCAAUGUCGAGAAAAUCUGGAGAGAGUGCCUAUGCGUUGGGUCCAGCUGAUCUUCUUUUCAAUGGGCACAAUAGUGGAGUGAAGGGCCUUCGCCUGGUGUUUGACAGCGGUAGCUCCUACACCUACUUCAAUGCUCAAGCUUACAAAACUACACUUUCACUGGUGAGAAAAUAUUUGAAUGGCAAGUUAAAGGAAACUGCUGAUGAGUCCCUUCCAGUCUGCUGGAGAGGUGCAAAACCUUUCAAAUCUAUUUUUGAAGUGAAGAACUAUUUCAAGCCCUUUGCACUCAGCUUUACAAAAGCCAAGAGUGCUCAACUACAAUUGCCACCAGAAUCUUAUCUUAUUAUCUCAAAACAUGGCAACGCAUGCUUGGGGAUUUUGAAUGGUUCUGAAAUAGGACUUGGAGACAGCAACGUCAUAGGAGACAUAGCUUUUCAAGAUAAAAUGGUGAUCUAUGACAAUGAGCGCCAGCAGAUUGGUUGGGUUCCUAAAGACUGCAAUAAGCUUCCCAAAGUUGAUCGUGAUUAUAAUAAAGGGUUUUCACCAGCUGACCUGGGUAUGGUGGUGAAGCAAUUUUCUGCAGCUUAUGCGUCACGAGAAGACCUAUAAGCUGCUGGGUGGCAAAUACUGCUCUGAGUGUUAAAAGAUCAACAAAAGUAGUUUCAUGCUAGUAGAUAAUAGAUGGUGCGAACAAUACACUUGUGCUGCAUACUAGGUUAGGAAGUCUUUUUUUUUUCAUCUGUUUUACAAGGUACAAGGUAGGAAAAUGUAAUAAUAACAUAAACAAGGAGACAACAAAAAGUUUUGUUACAAAAGAAAUUCAUGUGUAAGGCUAUUCUUGAUU
Messenger RNA from Vitis riparia (riverbank grape), 1665 nucleotides. RefSeq names its product aspartic proteinase Asp1-like. The record is from RefSeq and is a predicted model, not a curated record. The transcript is spliced from 9 exons. Gene Ontology annotation, biological process: proteolysis. Gene Ontology annotation, molecular function: aspartic-type endopeptidase activity. Lineage: Eukaryota; Viridiplantae; Streptophyta; Magnoliopsida; Vitales; Vitaceae. Bases 69 to 1430 code for a protein of 453 amino acids.